Messenger RNA from Blepharisma stoltei, 1178 nucleotides. The record is from the annotation of a GenBank genome assembly. Lineage: Eukaryota; Ciliophora; Heterotrichea; Heterotrichida; Blepharismidae.
AUGGGAUGCUUGUGAUCACGAAACAAAUGGGAACAAGAAGAAAGGCUUGUAUUGGACAGCGAAAACUGCUUAAAACUCAAUAAAAAACACUGUAAGAAAAUUGUAUCUGUUUUUCAUAGAAUGACUAAACUUUUUCACUUGAACUUAACUCAGUUUGAAUCAGCUCUACGAGAACUCAAAAUAGAGACUGACGAAGAAACAAUGAAGUUUUUCGAACUCUUUAAAGAAGACCCUAAUGAUUCAUAUUUCUUUAACAAUUUAGAAGUCAAGCCAAACCUAAAAGGCGAAGAAUAUUUAUACUCAGUCAAAAAAUUAAGCGUUCUAGCUAUCUUUUUUGGAAAAGGAAACACUGAAGAAAAGAUUAAUGCGCUAUUUAAUAUAUAUGAUAUUGAUCUUUCAAAAAGAUUGUCAUUGACUGAGCUGGGUGUAAUGCUGAAAGAUAUCGGAGAAAUAUCAUUGCACCAUCUUCCAAGAUUAGCGACUGUAAAAUACCCAAAUAAGAUGAGCGAAAUUAUGAAGUAUAGCAAAUGCUUAACUCCCCUCCUUCCAUGAGUGAACAAAACCAUUGGAACAAUCUAUUUUUUGCCAAAAAAUCCACUCUUCGUGAGUGAACAAAAAUUGUUUUAAUAGAAAAAAUUUUUUAUGAAAAAAAUUGAUAUAUAAGUGAUAAUUAUUAUAAUGAAAUCCCGAGCUAAUUCUGUUUAAUUUUAAACAAAUUACGUUUUAAAACAUAAAUUUUAUAAAUAAAAUUAAUAUUUGCUUCCCAAUUUUGCAAAUUAGGAUUUUUUUAAAAAAAACAAUUAAACCCCCUCCGUGAGUGAACAAAAUUUUUUUUCACUCACGGAGGGGCUGGAGUAAGCAAAAUGGAAGAAGGACUCAUAGAAUAUUUUAAAUACUUGAUUUGUGGGUUUCGAGUAAGAGAAAUAACCCUCCACGAGUUUGUCGAAGCUUUUGAACAAGACGAACUACAAAUUAUUUUGAAUGCAGCUGAAAUAAGAAAUUUUGCGAUAAGGGCAUAUGAAGAUGCAUUAAUCCAGAAAAUCGAGAGAAAAAAGGAAACUAAUCUAGACUCCGACGAUAUUCAAGAAAUUACUCUUGAGAGACGUCAUACCACUUGGAAUAAACGUAAAAUCCGCAAAAAAUUCAACAAGAAAAAAACAGCUGACGUCCAAGUUUAG